AUGGUGCCAGCCGGCUGGAAGCUGAGGAUGGACAGGGGGGCGAUGCAGGCAUGGCUUGGGGUCUCUGGGACCCCCCGCCGGCCCACCCACAUUGACGUGCACAUCCACCUGGAGUCUGCUCUGGCCCAGCUCCUGCUGACUAGGUGCUCCCUGCUGUGGCUCCCUGUCCCCGGUGCCACCUCCCAGACUCGGGGCAGCAGAUGGCAGUGGCCUCCUGGGACAGCCAGACAGGACUCGGAGGCAUCCGGCCACCAGGACGUGCCAGCCCUCAGGCUCCGGGAGCCCAGGGGCAGAGGCCUGCGGGCCCAGUGCCCGCCUGAGGCCGCUGGGAGAUCCGUCCCGAACAGUAGGGUCUCCACAACCUACACCUUCACCCUGCCCUUCUGGAAUUUUCAUAAAGCUCCUGGUGUGGCUUUGAAAGGAAGGUUUGGGAGACGGGAGAGAGGGCUCAACCUGGCUUGGCCGCAGCACUUUUCGAUGUCACUAAAACAGAGGGUCCUGCGGCCUCGGGAGUCCGAUCCAGGCCUCGACAUCCUCCCUGUUACCUUACCACGGACAACAAAGCUCAGCUCAAAACAGCCGAGCUACGGGGUGUCCUGCGGGAGGGCCAGCCGGGAGCUGGGCAGCCAGACCUGCGAGGGUCGCCGAGGGAAACGCAGGAGGGGCUUGCGCUUCCUGAGCCAGCCCUGUUCCUGGUUCGGUCUCUCCCCAGGAGUGCUGGCUGGAGUCGCCGCCUUCAUUCGUGACCAAGGGGGUGGCAUCUGCUGGGCCCUGCUAAAGGCCCUGCUCACCCUGGCAGCUUUCUUCACAGCCACUGCGGCCAUCAGCAUCGGGGCUUAUCAUUUCCAGAGCUAUUACUUCACAGAGAACUUCUGA
Messenger RNA from Pteropus alecto (black flying fox), 876 nucleotides. RefSeq lists its product as uncharacterized. The record is from RefSeq and is a predicted model, not a curated record. Gene Ontology annotation, cellular component: membrane. The coding region runs from base 1 to 876 and encodes 291 amino acids. NCBI's taxonomy places the organism in Eukaryota, Metazoa, Chordata, Mammalia, Chiroptera, Pteropodidae. The transcript is spliced from 4 exons.